Molecule: messenger RNA, 1110 nt
Organism: Aspergillus nidulans FGSC A4
Lineage: Eukaryota; Fungi; Ascomycota; Eurotiomycetes; Eurotiales; Aspergillaceae
Product: putative di-, tri-valent inorganic cation transporter
Exons: 8
Coding region: 55-1110 (351 amino acids)
Biological process (GO): intracellular monoatomic cation homeostasis; inorganic ion homeostasis; monoatomic cation transport
Cellular component (GO): membrane
Molecular function (GO): monoatomic cation transmembrane transporter activity
Source: RefSeq, a predicted model, not a curated record
CCAGACGCUGCUUGGUUUUCUCUUUCCGUUGCGUCUGCUUCGCGACUUAGGGCAAUGCAUUUCAGUAUAACACGGUCUCAGCGGCUUGGAGCAGCCAUUGGAAUCUCGGCUGCCUUCUUUCUCACAGAGAUCUCAGUUGGGUUUUACACACACUCUUUGGCCUUGGUGGCGGAUGCCUUCCACUACCUAAAUGAUCUUGUUGGGUUCAUUGUUGCAUUUGUCGCUCUCAAGGUUUCGAACUCCGAGCAUUCACCUAAGGAGCUCUCGUUUGGAUGGCAACGAGCUCAAAUCCUGGGCGCAUUCUUCAAUGGAAGUCUGUUAUUUGCGCUGGGUAUUAGUAUCUUCCUGCAAUCAAUUGAGCGCUUUAUCACGUUGCACCAACACCAUCAUCAUCACGACGACCACCGUCACCCAGAUUCGGAGGCCGAGCCUCAAGGGCAAGGUGAUUUUGAACAGCAACGUGAGCUUGAAAAUAAAGCCAAGCACCAUGAUCACAGGCACACGGAGCACGAAGAACUUCCCAUCUUUGGCGGUCAUGAUUUGGGCAUGAUGGGCGUUUUGCUUCACGUUGCCGGCGAUGCGGCCAAUAACCUGGGUGUGAUGGUUGCUGCACUAGUCAUUUGGCUGACGCGUUAUGAGGCGAGGUAUUAUGCUGAUCCUGCCACAAGCAUGGGUAUUGCUGCAAUGAUCUUCCUUUCUGCACUUCCCCUCAUCCGGCAAUCCGGUCUCAUAUUACUCGAGAGUGCUCCAAACAAACUCGAUCCUGCAGAUGUGAAGCAUGACCUUGAAAAGAUUCCUGGCGUCCUAUCCGUCCAUGAGCUGCAUAUCUGGCGUCUGAACCAACAUAAGACUCUUGCAUCAGUUCAUGUCGCUAUGCUGGAUCACUCGAUUUCCGAAUUCUCUGAAGUAUCACGUACAUUGCAGGAGUGUUUCCAUGCCUGGGGGGUGCAUUCAGUUGCCAUUAUGCCGGAAAUCGCAACUCCCUUGUCUGCUAGGGCCCUGACCCAAAAUCAAAGUGACAUAAGUGGGAUGGAGGUGUCAGAGAAGUACCUAAAUCUUUGCCAGUCCCAAUGUAGUUCGUUCUGCAGAGAAUUGGCUUGUUGCGGGUAG